AUGAUCGCUUCGGUAUCAACUCCGGCUGCGGCCACCAUCGCGCUGGCUCUGCUUGCUACAUGCGGCCAAUGCACUGCAGUACCUCGAGACGACCCGGCUCUUCUGCGUCGCGCAUGUCCGGACUACCUUGACUACUCCCAAGUGCCGCAUGCUCCUUAUAGCGAUGGUCCUCUCAAACUGCCCUUCCAACGUCCUGCUGCUGAGUGCCGGACCUUUGUCUCGGACUCUGUGGAAAAGGUCAUCUCCGACGUGACCGCCCGUCUGGUCAACAAGGAUCUGGCUCAAUUGUUCACCAAUGCCUUGCCGAACACCCUGGACACGACCAUUGCGUGGCACGUCAACUCUUCAACUUCUUCUGCGUCAAAGAGUUCAAAUAACAGACGGGCAGUUCCCGAGUCCUGGACGGGCGCACAGUCGUUCAUCGUUACUGGAGACAUCACCGCAGAGUGGCUACGUGACAGCACGAACCAACUGGAGCCGUACCAGCCUCUAGCUAAAUCAGACGAGGCGCUGUACCAACUCAUCCUUGGUGCCAUUCAAACCCAGGCGGAGUUUGUCAUUCAAUCCCCAUAUUGCAAUGCGUUCCAACCCCCACCGCCCAGCGGCUUGAAGCCUACUGCCAGCUCUCAAACGGACACUGUUCACCCUACAUACGACCCAUCGGUUGUCUUCGAAUGUAAAUACGAGCUUGAUUCCUUGGCAGCUUUCCUCUCCCUUGGCAAUCAAUUCCAUAAUGCAACGGGUUCAACCGAGUAUUUGACAGAUAGGUGGUAUAAAGCCCUGAACACCGUCCUCGAACUGCUAGAUGCUGAAUCGCAGCCUACCUUUGACGCCGAUGGUCAGUUUGUGGCCAAUGUAUAUACGUUCCAACGACAAACUACCCUCGGAACUGAGACUCUCACCCUGGACGGCGUUGGAAACCCCCUCAACAAAGGCACAGGCUUGAUUCGCAGUGCCUUCCGACCUAGUGAUGAUGCGACAAUUUUCGGAUUCUUCAUUCCUCCUAACGCCAUGAUGGCAGUUCAAUUAGGGAAAACUGCCGACACUCUUGCACAGGCUGGUGGAGACCAGAAUCUCAUCAACGAUCUACGCGUAAGAUCCAACAAUCUUCGCGAAGCCGUGCAGAAACAUGGGAUAGUCAAUAACCCCGUCUACGGUGACGUAUAUGCCUUCGAAGUCGACGGAUAUGGUUCCCGUCUUUUCAUGGACGACGCUAACAUUCCCUCGCUUUUGUCUCUUCCUUAUCUGGGCUAUGUUGACUUAGAGGAUCCUGUAUAUCAAAACACUCGCAAGAUGAUUUUGAAGGCCAAUGGAAAUCCUUACUACUUGAGUGGCUCGGCUUUCAGUGGAAUUGGGGGACCUCAUGUUGGCCUUACCGCCGCCUGGCCAAUGUCCCUACUCGUCCGUGCUCAAACCAGUAACGACGACGCGGAAAUCUUGGACUCCAUUAAUAUGGUUCUCAACUCAAGCCUUCUUGGCUUGGUUCACGAAUCCAUCAAUGUCAACAACGUGACCGAUUACUCAAGGCCGUGGUUCGCGUGGGCGAACUCGCUGUUUGCCCAGACCAUUCUCAAGGUUGCCGAGGAACGACCGCAUUUGAUUUUUGAUAAUGACCAGCCGUAUACUGUUCCUUCUUGA
Messenger RNA from Talaromyces proteolyticus, 1638 nucleotides. Its product is annotated as DUF1237 domain protein. The transcript has 3 exons. Gene Ontology annotation, biological process: carbohydrate metabolic process. The record is from RefSeq and is a predicted model, not a curated record. The coding region runs from base 1 to 1638 and encodes 545 amino acids. Lineage: Eukaryota; Fungi; Ascomycota; Eurotiomycetes; Eurotiales; Trichocomaceae.